GCCUCCCCGUCUUCCUCAAACCUAACUGUGGUCGCGAUGUACCACAGGUUCAAAAUGGCAAACGACUGGCUGCUCUGGCUGACACUUUCAGCAGCGUUUGCAUCUUCUUUUAGCGGCCAAAGCCCCGUUCACAAUGGCCAGGUUUGCAGUACUUGGGGCAACUUCCACUUCAAGACAUUCGAUGGGGACCUCUUUCAGUUGCCCUCAAGCUGCAACUAUGUCCUGACGUCUCUGUGCGGUAGCAGCUUCCAGGACUUCAACAUCCAGAUGAGGAGGCAGCUGGUCGAUGGAACGCCCACCAUCAGCAGUGUGGUCAUGAAGCUGGACGGCAUGGCGGUGGAGCUAUCCAAGGGCUCCGUAGUCAUCAAUGGCGAGACCGCAAUUUUGCCAUUCAGCCAAUCAGGAGUCCUCAUUGAGAGAACGACCACCCACAUCAAAAUCAAAGCAAAGUUGGGACUGAGUGCCAUCUGGAAUGGGGAAGAUUCCUUCCUGGUCGAACUAGACACAAAGUACAAGAAUCAUACUUGUGGUCUUUGUGGAGACUUCAAUGGUAUGCACGAUGAGUUCUACAGCCAUGCUAUCAAGAUUUCCCCUCUCGAGUAUGCAAGCUUCUGGCAAAUGAACGGCCCAACAGAGACCUGCAAUGACUAUGAACUGGUUCCCGUGGAUAAAUGCACUAACAUGAGCUCUCUCUGCGAGCAGAUAUUCGCAGGGCCAGCCUUCACCAGCUGCCAGGGUCUGAUAGAUGUGGCCUCCCUCGCCAGUGCCUGUGUGGCUGAUAUCUGUCACUGCAGCAGCAGUACUACCAACACCAGCACAGAGAGCAAGCCCAACUCCCUGUGCCUCUGCAACACACUCUCUGAGUUCUCCAGACAGUGUGUUCAUGCCGGCGGAAAACCAAACCAGUGGAGGACCCUGGAGUUCUGCUGGAAGACUUGUCCCUUCAACAUGGAGUACCACGAGUGUGGAAGUCCCUGCGCUAACACAUGCAGCAACCCCGAUGCCAGCCAGACCUGUGACAGCCAUUGUACCGAUGGAUGCUUCUGCCCAGAAGGCAUGGUUGUGGACGACGUAACCAACCAAGGUUGUGUUCCACUGAAAAGCUGCCCAUGCAGCUACAACGGCAAGACCUACAUGCCUGGGGAGUCCUACCCCAGCAACUGCAAGACAUGUACGUGUCAUGGAGGCGGACAGUGGGACUGUAGAGACGGGGAGUGUCCAGGGACAUGCUCUGUAGAAGGAGGGUCUCACAUUAACACCUUCGAUGACAAGGUCUACACCUUCCAUGGAGAUUGCUCCUAUGUUCUGGCCAAGGACUGCAAAGGAAACCAGUUUCAGAUCCAGGCAGACCUGGCGCAGUGUGGACUGACUGAUAGUGAGACCUGUUUGCAGUCUGUCACCAUAGCCCUCACCGCCGAGAAAACAGUCAUCAGUAUCCAGCCCAGUGGCAAGGUGUACGUUAAUGGCAUCUACUCUCAGCUGCCUUUCUCUGCUGCUGGGAUAUAUGCCUUCAGGGCAUCUUCAUUCUUCUUGCUGGUUCACACCUCAUCUGGCCUGCAGCUGGAGGUCCAGCUUCAGCCCAUCAUGCAGCUCUACAUCACUGUCAACAAUGCAUACCAGGGCAAAACCUGUGGUCUGUGUGGAAACUUCAACAAGAACCAGGCAGAUGACUUCCUUAAGCUGAGCGGCGUGGUGGAUGCCACGCCUGUUGGCUUCGCCAACAGCUGGAAGACGCACGCAAGCUGCCUCGACAUUAAAAGCAAAUUUGAGGACCCAUGCAGUCUCAGUCUAGAAAAUGAAAAGUAUGCCAAGCAUUGGUGCACUCUGCUGACCGACCCUAGCGGUGUGUUCGCGCCGUGUCAUCCUGAGCUCAGCCCUGAAACCUACAGAUAUAACUGCAUGUAUGACAGCUGCAACUGUGAGAACAGCGAGGCCUGCAUGUGUGCUGCCAUCUCCUCCUACGUGCACGCGUGUGCUGCAGCGGGCAUCCAACUCCCAGACUGGAGAAACGGUGUAUGUGGCAAGUAUGCCACCACCUGUAGGGCCAGCUUGGUCUACAGCUAUGACAUCACUCAGCAAAGCCGCACGUGUCGUUGCCUCAGCCAGGCUGACCCCACAUGCCAUCUGACCUUCUCCUCUGUGGAUGGUUGUACUUGCGCGGAGGGCUUGUACCUGGAUGACACAGGAAAGUGUGUGACUGCUGAUGGCUGUCCAUGUUACGACAAGGACUCUGUGGUGCUGCCCGGGAAGGUUAUCAACAAGGACGGCGUUGUGUGUUCCUGUAAAGGGGGCAAACUCAGCUGCAUUGGACAGCUUUACCAAAUGCAAACUUGCGUGGCCCCAAUGGUGUUCUUCAACUGCUCCACGGCGGGCCCUGGGGCCAAGGGAACCGAAUGCCAGAAGAGCUGUGCCACUCUGGACAUGGCCUGUGUGAGCACACAGUGCAUUUCUGGCUGCGUGUGUCCAGAGGGGAUGGUGUCUGACGGUAAAGGAGAGUGCAUCCCAAUGGAGUCCUGUCCCUGUGUUCACAACAGCGCCACAUACCAGCCAGGAGAUAGCAUUAAGAUUGACUGUAACACAUGCACAUGCAAGCAGAGGUCAUGGCAGUGCAGUAAUAACCUGUGCUAUGGCAGAUGUUCUGUCUACGGAGAUGGCCACUUCAUCACUUUCGAUGAGAAGAGCUUCAACUUUGAUGGCAGCUGUGAAUACACACUUGCUCAAGACUACUGCAUAGGGCAAAGCAAUGGGACCUUUAGAGUCAUCACUGAGAACGUCCCCUGUGGAACUACAGGGACCACCUGCUCCAAGACCAUCAAAGUGUUCCUUGAGAACUCAGAGCUUAUUUUGACAGAAGGAACCUACCAGAUCUCAAAUGGAAAAGAAGAUGCAACACCGUUCCAUAUCAGUACUAUGGGGAUCUACCUUGUCAUUGAAGCAAACAAUGGCCUCAUCCUAAUGUGGGACAAGAGGACCAGCAUAUUUAUUAAGCUCAGCCCAGAUUGGAAGGGUCGUGUGUGUGGUCUGUGCGGUAACUACGAUGGGAAUGCCAAUAAUGACCUGACUACAAGGAGCAAUGCUGUGGUGACCAACCCGCUGUUAUUUGGAAACAGUUGGAAGGAUUCUGCAAGCUGUCCAAAUGCCGUGGCCCCAAAGAGCCCUUGUGCUAUGAAUCCUUACAGGCAGCCCUGGGCACAGAAGCAGUGCAGCAUCAUACAGAGCACAGUGUUCUCCGGCUGCCACUCAGUGGUGGAUCCAAGUCCUUACUACGAGGCCUGUGUGUUUGACUCAUGUGCAUGUGACAGCGGAGGAGACUGCGAAUGUUUCUGUACUGCUGUAGCAGCAUAUGCUCAGGCAUGCAAUGAAGCUGGAACCUGCAUACAAUGGAGAACCCCUGUGAUCUGUCCGUUAUUCUGUGACUACUAUAAUCCCCCUGGUGGAUGUGAGUGGCACUACAAGCCAUGUGGCUCACCUUGCCAGAAAACCUGCCGGAACCCCUUCGGCGGCUGCUCUACACAAAUACCUCCCCUAGAAGGUUGCUAUCCAAAAUGCCCUCCUGAGCAGCCAUUCUUUGACGAGGACAAUAUGAAGUGUGUUCAAAAGGACCAAUGUGGUUGCUAUGAUAAGGAGCAGGGCCACUUUAACACCGGUGACACAGUGCCAACAACAAAAAACUGCCUUUCAUGCUUGUGCAACCUCAUGACUAUCCAAUGCCGCUAUGAUGUCCAAGCCUGCACCUGCACAUACAAUGGAAAGAUAUAUGGAAUUGGAGAGACUAUCUACAACACAACAGAUGGGCUUGGUUCCUGCAUUACAGCAGUGUGUUCAAAGAAUGGUACCAUUGAUAGAGAUAUUUACCAGUGCUCUACAACCCCACCAAGAACAACUACCCCUAUAGCAACCAGCCACUUGACUACACCAUUUACAUUUACAACAAUCACUUCAGAACCCGUACCAUGCAGACCAUGUAAAUGGUCGGAAUGGUUUGAUACCAGCUUCCCUACGCUUGGAACUCCUGGGGGGGACUCUGAAACCUAUGAUAAGAUUCGAGCAGCUGGACACUCAAUAUGUGAUCAACCAAGUCAGAUUGAAUGCAGAGCCGAGAAGUUCCCAAACGUGACCAUAAACAAGGUGGGGCAGGUUGUGCAAUGUGAUGUGGCCCACGGACUAACAUGUAACAACCAAGACCAGGCGGGCCCGCUUGCUCUAUGCUUCAACUACCAGGUCAGAGUACUGUGCUGUGAUUAUGUUGCUUGUACUACACCCCAAAUUACAUCUAUAACUAGUGAAACUACAACACCUCUCACAGAGAGCCCGAAAACCUGUGAAACAGCAUGUGAUUGGUCAAAGUGGAUAAGCAUAGACUAUCCUGAGUAUGGCCAUGGAGGGGGGGAUAUUGAAAACAUUAAGACAAUUUUUGAGAAAGGUUAUGAUAUAUGCGAUGCACCAAUAGCUAUUAAGUGUCAAGCAGUACGUUUUCCAGGUGUGCCUCUCUCUGAAUUGGGACAAAAGGUAGAGUGUAAUACACAAGUUGGAUUAAUAUGUGAAAACAAAGAUCAAUUCCCACCCAUAUGUUAUGACUAUGAGAUAAAGGUGGAAUGCUGUAGGAAAGUGAAUUGCCCAACAACAAUCCAAACUUCUACGCAAGAAACAACGCCAUUUUCUACCACUUCACCUACACCAGUAACACCUACUAUAACACCGGUUACAACCACACCUACAACAAGUACUACUACAACAACAACUAUACCACCCACUAAUUCACUUACUAGUACAAGCCCAGCCACUCCAACCUGUCCUGGUACAAUAUUUUGUGAAUGGUCAGAUUGGUUUAAUCUUGGAGCACCAACAACUGGUCCAAAUGGUGGAGAAGAUGAAUCUAUCCAGAAGAUAAGAGCUGAUGGGCACGACAUCUGCUCAGCUCCUGAAGAUGUUCAGUGUAGAUCUGCUCUUUACCCAACUCUACCAAUCAAAGAUCUUGGGCAGACCAUAACUUGCAAUUCAAGGGUUGGACUAGUCUGUGAAAACAAAAUGCAGACUUCCAAACAAGACUGUUUGGACUAUGAGAUCCGAGUUAAGUGCUGCACCUGCCGUCCGAUUACAACUACAACAACUCCUUCAAUAACAACAACUGCACCACCUAUUACCACACCUGUUGUAACAACAACACCUACAACAACCGCUCCUAUGACUACUACAAUACCCACAACACCUCUCACAGAGAACCCAAAACCCUGUGAAACAGAAAGUGAAUUGCCCAACAACAAUCCAAACUUCUACGCAAGAAACAACGCCAUUUUCUACCACUUCACCUACACCAGUAACACCUACUAUAACACCGGUUACAACCACACCUACAACAAGUACUACUACAACAACAACUAUACCACCCACUACUACACUUACUAUAACACCUACUAUAACACCGGUUACAACCACACCUACAACAAGUACUACUACAACAACAACUGCACCACCUAUUACCACACCUGUUGUAACAACAACACCUACAACAACCGCUAUUGCAACUACUACAAUACCCACAACUCCUUCCACAACCUCUCCUACAACGAAAACUACCCCAGUACCAAGUACUGA
This is a messenger RNA of Gadus chalcogrammus (walleye pollock), 5595 nucleotides long. Its product is annotated as mucin-5B-like. Gene Ontology annotation, molecular function: protein binding. The transcript is spliced from 31 exons. NCBI's taxonomy places the organism in Eukaryota, Metazoa, Chordata, Actinopteri, Gadiformes, Gadidae. The record is from RefSeq and is a predicted model, not a curated record. The coding region runs from base 37 to 5595 and encodes 1852 amino acids. Gene Ontology annotation, cellular component: extracellular matrix.